Molecule: messenger RNA, 1674 nt
Organism: Helianthus annuus (common sunflower)
Lineage: Eukaryota; Viridiplantae; Streptophyta; Magnoliopsida; Asterales; Asteraceae
Product: receptor-like protein Cf-9 homolog
Exons: 1
Coding region: 1-1674 (557 amino acids)
Molecular function (GO): protein binding
Source: RefSeq, a predicted model, not a curated record
AUGAUAGGUGUAACGGAACUGGAUAUAUUGUUAUCUAGCCUUCCAAAGCUUGAAGCAGUUGAUCUCUCUUACAACGGCUUAUCUGUUGUGACAAGAAAUGAUGCUCACUAUGUCAACCCUGAUUUUUCUGUGUUAAGCUUGGCCUCUUGCAGUCUGACCGUGAUUCCACCUUUCUUAUGCGCCAUGAAAAAACUUCAUAUUUUAGAUCUAUCUGGCAACCGUAUAUCGGGUCACAUUCCUGCUUGGGCAGGGGAGAUUGGAGGAAACAAUUUGAGUUAUUUGGACCUCUCAGAUAACUCCAUAAUAGGCUUGCCAGAAUUCAGGUCAGAUAGAUUACAACAUCUUUAUCUGCAGUCCAACAUAAUUCAAGGACCAUUUCCUCAAUGGAUUUGCGUCAAGAGGCACCUUAAGUAUUUGGAUAUAUCAAACAAUAAUAUCACUGGAAUUGUUCCAAAUUGCUUGCAAAAUAUAAGCUCCUCUCUAGUGUCUCUUUAUAUCCAAUCCAACAUGAUUCAAGGACCAUUUCCUAUAACAAUUUGCAACAUGGCCAGCUUAUUGUAUUUGUUUAUGUCGAAUAAUAGCUUUCAUGGAGUGCUUCCAGAGUGCUUAGGAAACAUCACCUCCUCACUUGCAAUGAUGGAUUUGGGGGACAACAAUUUCCAUGGCAACAUUCCAAAAGUGUAUGGCGGCUAUUGUGAACUUGUAUGGCUUAUCUUGAACGGAAACAAGUUCGAAGGAGAGGUGCCAAGAUCCUUAGCCAAAUGCCAAUCCUUGAAACUACUUGAUCUGGGAAACAACCAGUUAAAUGGCACAUUCCCUCGUUGGUUAGGAUAUCAGCUUGAAAAGUUGCAGGUUCUUAUCCUCAGAUCAAACAGUUUACAAGGUACCAUUGAAACCCCUGCUGCAACGGAAUUCCUAUUUCCUAGUUUGCAUAUUCUCGACAUAUCCAAUAAUAGCUUUGUAGGUCGUCUUCCUGGAGAAUAUUUUGAAACUUUUAAUGCCAUCAAAGACGUGGACAAGGGCCCAAAAACAGAAUUUAUCAGUGGCUUGUAUUACUACUAUAUUGGUGCUCGGGAACCGAUUUUAACUACAAUCUCAGGUAUUGAUCUAUCCAGUAACAAAUUUGAAGGAGAGAUUCCAAAAGUCAUUGGUAACCUUAAAUCGUUGAGGCUUCUUAACUUAUCCCAUAACAACUUCAUUGGUCAAAUCCCACAUGCUCUAGGAAAUCUCUUUGAUAUAAAAGCAUUAGACCUAUCUUGGAACCGACUCGAAGGAGAAAUCCAUCAAAGCCUUACGAAAUUGCCCUUUCUGGCAGUCUUAAAUCUCUCACAAAACCAUCUCGUGGGGCGUAUUCCAGAAGGACAUCAGUUUAAUACGUUUGCAGAAGACACAUAUUAUGGGAAUCCAGGACUAUGUGGGUUGCCGCUACCAACACACAUACAUUGUAAACAUCUAAGUUCCCCACAAGUUGAAACCAAGGGAGGAGUGUGGAUUUACAUGGAACCGGUGAUGCUGGGACUCGGAUGUGGAACUCUACUUGGACUAGUGUGGGGAUAUCGCAUGUUGUCAACCGGAAGACCAAAAUGGUUCAAUGAAAUUGCUGAUGCAAGAGGGCAUACUCAUACAAGACGAAAGAACAGAAAACAUGGAGUACAUGUCAGGAAACGAACUUAG